Messenger RNA from Talpa occidentalis (Iberian mole), 2031 nucleotides. RefSeq names its product insulin receptor-like. Gene Ontology annotation, molecular function: insulin receptor substrate binding; insulin receptor activity; ATP binding. The record is from RefSeq and is a predicted model, not a curated record. The transcript is spliced from 7 exons. Gene Ontology annotation, biological process: glucose homeostasis; positive regulation of MAPK cascade; protein phosphorylation. The annotation marks the transcript as partial. Lineage: Eukaryota; Metazoa; Chordata; Mammalia; Eulipotyphla; Talpidae. Gene Ontology annotation, cellular component: membrane; insulin receptor complex; axon.
GAUCCCCUGCUGACACGGCUCCAUUUCACUCUUCCAGGCAGCCGGAUGGGCCGCUGGGACCCCUGUAUGCGUCUUCAAACCCCGAGUACCUCAGUGCCAGCGAUGUGUUCCCGUGUUCUGUGUAUGUGCCGGACGAGUGGGAGGUGCCGCGGGAGAAGAUCGCGCUGCUGCGGGAGCUGGGCCAGGGCUCCUUCGGCAUGGUGUACGAGGGCAACGCCAGGGACAUCAUUAAGGGCGAGGCGGAGACGCGCGUGGCGGUGAAGACGGUCAACGAGUCCGCCAGUCUUCGGGAGCGGAUCGAGUUCCUCAACGAGGCCUCGGUCAUGAAGGGCUUCACCUGCCACCACGUGGUGCGCCUCCUGGGGGUGGUGUCCAAAGGCCAGCCGACCUUGGUGGUGAUGGAGCUGAUGGCGCACGGGGACCUGAAGAGCUACCUGCGUUCCCUGCGGCCGGAGGCUGAGAAUAACCCCGGCCGCCCCCCGCCCACCCUGCAAGAGAUGAUCCAGAUGGCAGCGGAGAUCGCAGAUGGAAUGGCCUACCUGAACGCCAAGAAGUUCGUGCACCGCGACCUCGCAGCGCGGAACUGCAUGGUCGCCCAUGACUUCACCGUCAAAAUCGGAGACUUUGGAAUGACCAGAGACAUCUACGAAACGGAUUACUACCGGAAAGGGGGCAAGGGCCUGCUCCCCGUGCGCUGGAUGGCACCGGAAUCCCUGAAAGAUGGGGUUUUUACCACUUCUUCCGACAUGUGGUCCUUUGGCGUGGUCCUUUGGGAAAUCACCAGCUUGGCAGAACAACCUUACCAAGGCCUGUCUAAUGAGCAGGUGUUGAAGUUUGUCAUGGAUGGAGGGUUUCUGGAUCAACCCGACAAUUGUCCAGAGAGAGUCACCGACCUGAUGCGCAUGUGCUGGCAGUUCAACCCAAAGAUGCGGCCGACCUUCCUGGAGAUCGUGGACCUGCUCAAGGACGACCUGCACCCCAGCUUCCCGGAAGUUUCUUUCUUCCACAGCGAGGAGAACAAGGCGCCCGAGAGCGAGGAACUGGAGAUGGAGUUUGAGGACAUGGAGAGUGUCCCCCUGGACCGCUCCUCGCACUCCCAGAGAGAGGAGGCCGGGGGCCGGGACGGCGGGUCCGCGCUGGGCCUCAAGCGGAACUACGAGGAGCACAUCCCCUACACCCACAUGAACGGGGGCAAGAAGAACGGCCGGAUUCUGACUCUGCCUCGGUCCAGUCCUUCCUAACGGUGCCUGUGGGGGGCUGGGUUCCUGUCUUCACUUUCCUCUGGAUUCGAAGGCCUCUAGAAAACUCAGGAUUCCCACACGACUCUGCCACAGUGUCAGACGGAGCUCAGAGAUCAUUACAUUUCUGUUCCUCUUACGACUGAAAACAUUGAUUGCCAGCCUGACCAGUCGUCAGAGUAUUUAACUGUGAACACAGGGGAGGGGUUUCCACAGCUGCUGUCCUUUCGGCCGUCUGGUGUCAAGCCAGGAUGCUCUUUUAUUUUUUUCCUAGUAGAUUGAAAGAAAGCGCCUGUUUUUACAAAGAUUUGUGUGCGUGUGUGCUGGUGUCUGAGCUACAGUGUAGAGCUUGUUUGUGGAACAAAUAUUUGAAAGAAAAAAAAAAAUGCCCCCGUGGAAACCCAGGCUUGAGGGGAUGAGCUGCCGGCGAGUCCCUCUCAAACAGGCUGAAGGAUUUUUUUUCCCUUCACAAAAUCAGUUCCUCAAAUUGACCAAUAGCUGCUGCUUUCAUACUUUUGAUAAGGAUUGCAGUCCCAGCACGCCACUCACGAGUGUGUGUCUAGGCGAGACACGGCUGGUGGUGUGUGUGCGGGCGUGUGUGGGGUGCGCACAGACACGCACCUGCUUGCGCAGCAUUCGUGCUGGGUGGACACGAAGGAGCUCCUGAUCCCCCCGUUUCUCCUUCCUCCUCAUCUGCUGGGAGACUUUACCCUCAACAUAUCCUUGUGUCCCACGUCUAGCCUCAGGAGUCUUUUCUCCCUUAACUUGGGUGAAAAUGUUUUUUCGGGAGCUG